GGAGGGUGCAGAGAGCGGAAGUUCCCGCCCCGGCCCCACCUCCGCCCCCGGCUCACGCGAACUGGGUGUUUCCUGUCUCUUUCAGUCCGGGUUUGGAGACUCCGGCGUCCUCCGACUUUUCAUGGAAGAGAUGUCAGGAGAAAGUGUGGUGAGCUCAGCGGUGCCAGCGGCUGCGACCCGCACCACUUCCUUCAAGGGCACAAGCCCCAGCUCCAAAUACGUGAAGCUGAAUGUGGGCGGAGCCCUCUACUACACCACCAUGCAGACGCUGACCAAGCAGGACACCAUGCUGAAAGCCAUGUUCAGCGGGCGCAUGGAGGUGCUCACCGACAGCGAAGGCUGGAUCCUCAUUGAUCGCUGUGGGAAGCACUUUGGUACGAUACUCAACUACCUGCGUGACGGAGCAGUCCCCUUGCCUGAGAGCCGCCGGGAAAUUGAGGAGCUGCUGGCAGAAGCCAAGUACUACCUGGUCCAGGGCCUGGUGGAAGAGUGCCAGGCAGCCCUGCAACAGAACAAAGAUACUUAUGAGCCUUUCUGCAAAGUUCCUGUCAUCACCUCAUCCAAGGAAGAACAGAAACUUAUCGCAACUUCAAAUAAGCCAGCUGUGAAGUUGCUCUACAACAGAAGUAACAACAAAUACUCAUAUACCAGCAAUUCCGAUGACAAUAUGUUGAAAAACAUCGAGCUGUUUGAUAAGCUGUCUCUACGCUUUAAUGGAAGGGUCCUGUUCAUAAAGGAUGUCAUUGGGGACGAAAUCUGCUGCUGGUCCUUCUAUGGCCAAGGCCGCAAGAUCGCCGAGGUCUGCUGUACCUCCAUUGUCUACGCCACUGAGAAGAAACAGACCAAGGUGGAGUUCCCUGAAGCCCGAAUCUAUGAGGAGACCCUGAACAUUUUGCUGUACGAGGCCCAGGAUGGUCGGGGACCUGACAAUGCGCUCCUGGAGGCCACAGGCGGGGCGGCCGGGCGCUCCCACCACCUGGACGAGGACGAGGAACGGGAGCGGGAGCGUAUCGAGCGCGUGCGGCGCAUCCACAUCAAGCGCCCAGACGACCGGGCCCACCUCCACCAGUGAGCGGUCAGGGGGCUUGGCCACACCUCUGCCGCUCUCCUCCCUGCUAUGCACUCAGACCGCUACGGGCUCCUGGGCACCCCUACCGCCCCCGGAGUCUGGAGAGACUUCGUAACCAGCCAGAUAACGAGUUUGCUAUUUCUUGACCAGGUGAAUUGAUCGUCUUUACCCAGGUGAACACACCCCUGCUGUGGCUCGCACUGGGUCCAAGGUCUCUGCUUUUCCCGAGAAUCCGAGAAGCAGCUGGAACCAGGCUUUCCUGGUUCUCGGAGGAAACGUGUGAAUGGUGUGAUGAGUGUGUGAGAACUUGUUUGCAGUAUUUAUUUUUGUGGGUGCCGACUACCUGUAUGAAGUGGCCCUGCUUCUGAGAUUAUCACCUCCAUGAGGGGUCCUGUAGUCAGGGGUCCCCAGGGGUGUCUGCGGGUCAUGUUUCCCCACCCUCCAGCCCAGCACGCUGGUGCCGGUUCCCGUGCCAGCACAGUCUCUCCCUCAAGGCUUUGCGAGAAGCCCUGCUCCCUGCCACACUGUCACCCCUAGAGCUUGUUGGGAAAGAACCAACGCUCGAAGCUGUGGAGAUGGGACCUGCUUCCUGCCUCUCGGUUGCUGUUCCUGGCGUAGCUCUGGGGGCCUAGCUGUGUUGCAGGGGCAGGCAUAUGCUCGUUUUGUCUGAUCUGUGGUCUAGUGCUUGUUGGGGCCCCACACAGUCUGGCUGAGGGCAGAGCUGGCCCCUGCCCCUUCCCCUGCCCUCCUCGUUGACCCACUCCAUUCCAGGAAGGCCGCCUGGCCUGCUCAGGGCAGAGCACACAAGCCGCUGCCCUGUGAAUUCCAGUUCUUCCUCCUCCGCCUUACGCUUUGUUAAGCAAGGCUUCCUGCCCCCAGUGGAUGCCCUGCCCUUUGCUUAGAAGAAAUUAAACAUCCAGGCAGGACCAGCACUCACACCAGCAGCCUCAUGACGGCCUUCCUGCUGUCAGCACAGCCAUCACCUGGUGAUCCCAUCUUGUCUUGGCCCCUGAUUUGUACACAGUGUGGAGUGGCUGUCAGCAAGCGGAGGAGACCCCGUGCAGAUCCUUUGGGGUCCAGUCAGUGUCUGUGUUUGUGUUUGUUUAAGGGACGUAUGUGACUGUGGAUGAGGACGUGUGCUCGGGUGGCCCGCGCCGGAGCCCUGCUGUCUGCAUGGUGCUCAAGCGGGAUAGAUGUUCUCAGUUACCUACCUCCCGUCUCCCCUGCGCCCCGGGACAGAGGGAGCUGUGACGAAUGUGGGUGGUUGAGACUAGAUUAGGUAGAGUAGUUAGAGGGAGAUGUGAACAUGUGAGGUUGUGGAUGGGUUUUGUCUGCUCUUCAAGGGAAACGUUACCGUUCUAUACCAAAGGUGUUAAUAUGGGCAGCCUUUGACACAGUGUAUUCCAGAAAAAAAACAAAAAACGAGUUUAUAUUUUGAAAUGGUUUUUACAGCUUAGAUUUUGUACAUCCUGCCCUACUUGUGACAGUUGUACACCUUUAUUUUAUAUCCGGCAGCAAAGCCUACAAUAAAACUUUAAAACAAUCAUGACUGAA
Messenger RNA from Phacochoerus africanus (Common warthog), 2623 nucleotides. RefSeq names its product potassium channel tetramerization domain containing 10 (gene KCTD10). The record is from RefSeq and is a predicted model, not a curated record. Gene Ontology annotation, cellular component: Cul3-RING ubiquitin ligase complex. The coding region runs from base 122 to 1072 and encodes 316 amino acids. The transcript has 7 exons. Gene Ontology annotation, molecular function: protein binding; ubiquitin-protein transferase activity. Gene Ontology annotation, biological process: protein ubiquitination; proteasome-mediated ubiquitin-dependent protein catabolic process; negative regulation of Rho protein signal transduction. NCBI's taxonomy places the organism in Eukaryota, Metazoa, Chordata, Mammalia, Artiodactyla, Suidae.